UAACAGGGACCAGAUCAUAUUACAAAAAGAUUUUGAUGCAAACUAUAGCUGGUUGCAGUGAUAUCACGUAGUCAGGUUUGUGGACAGCAGAAUUUGGAAAUAUGAACCUGUGUUUGGAGGCCCAUCAUGUCAAAUCCAUCAUGUUAAGGAUUAAUGCCAGCCGAGAAACCUGUGUCAGGUAACCGCUUAUAGCGUCACACCCAGCACCCAGUGUGUUUACCACCACUGAAAACUUCCCCAAUUUAAACUAAAUAAAACACAAUAAUGCAGUUAUUUCACUUUCGUUAUAUCAUAAAAUGUCUCUGCUUACUUGAACACCACUGUCACAUUUAACACACAUUACUUUUAGAUAUUUUUAAAGACAAAACGUGAGGAAAACUCGCUGCGAGUAGUCCGAAAUGACUGUGUAUCCGAAAGGUUUGAAGCCUCCUGGAAUCAAAUUAACGAGUCCUCGUCGCCAAACAUGAGCUCAGUUUGAAGGGGAGAAGGGUUUCUCACCACUAAAAUAACAAUUUUGUUUUAAAACGUUUAUCUUCUAUGAAUUUUAUCCUCAAAUUGUGGAAGAGAAAACACAAAGUGUCGCCACAUUUUCAGCAGGUCAGCGGAGCGGCUGUGGAUUGACUCUCCACGGUUCUCAUGAGCUUUAUAAGUCCCGCCUCCUCUCCGAGCAGGAACAGCAGACUGUAACGCGACAGAGAAAGACACAGACAUGGCAGAAGAAGCACCAGCAGCUCCAGCAGUUCCCGCGGCGAAAGCCCCGGCCAAAGCUCCCAAGAAGAAGGCAGCUCCCCGGGCAAAGAGUGACGGACCCUCCCUUCCGAAGCUCAUCCUCGACGCCGUGACAGAAUCCAAGGACCGUAAAGGCACCUCGCUUCCAGCUAUCAAGAAGACGUUAGCCACCAAAGGCAUCGACCUGGAGAAGUCCAACAAACGCAUCAACACCGCGGUGAAGAAGCUGGUGACCGACGGAAAGCUGGUCCAGAAUAAAGGGAUUGGGGCUUCCGGAUCCUUCAAGCUCCCCAAGGCUGCGCCUAAAGCUGCCAAAUCAGGCAAGAAAGCUCCCGUUAAGGUGAAGAAACCCGCUGCCAAGUCCCCGCAGAAGAAAACCGCCGCCAAGAAAACCGCAGUGAAGAAGACCGCAGCCAAGAAAACCGCCGUUAAGAAACCAGCAGCCAAGAAACCAGCGGCCAAGAAGUCUCCUGUGAAGAAAGCUGCUAAGAAGCCAGCAGUGAAAUCUACUCCCAAGAAGGCUGCCCCUAAAAAGGUCGCAAAGAAGAAGACUCCUGUGAAGAAAGCUCCGGCAAAGAAAGCUGCAGCGAAGAAGUCCAAGAAGUAAAGUGGCUCUUUAACCUGCACUCAGUGCACCAAAAGGCUCUUUUAAGAGCCACCACACAUUCACAAGAGAGCUGUUUUCCUACCACAUUCCCAUGUCUGUUUCCAUUGUUUUUUUCCAUCAUUUGUUAUAUCGAAGCACUUUGAUCGAUAUGGAAUGUGCUGGUGAAGAGUAAUUUAAUGUUUACUGUUAGUGUGCCACAUUUAAAAGGGGAAAAAACAAGUGAGUAACGUUACCUCCUCUUACAUUUCAUGAAUCUACCUCUAAAUCUCGUUUAGCUGGAAGGAUAGGCCCUUAAGAUGGAGCAUUACAUUUUCAAUGGGGGUCCUAUAAAUACAAAAUAAUUAAACCUACAAAUCGAACAGUGUUACAAGUUAAAACCGCUUGCUCAUAAACUACCCAGCUGUUUCAAAAGAAUUAGACACAGCAACACAAAUAAUUAAUCAAUGAAUCACCAAAAGAGCAAUUGCAGCCGUUAGUCUUCAGCACAAACUAUACAUUAAAAGCAUGGGGUUGUUUUAAGAUGAGAAAAUAAAGAUGUCCAGAAGCAGUGGUCUUAAGUAGAUCUCAGAGAAAAGGAAAGAUCAUUCCAAUAGGAAAGAGCUUAUUUGAAUGAUCUGCAUCCAACUUCUUUGAAAAUUGGAGGGACAAAGAAACAUGGAUGUUGCAGAUAUGAAGAUCUACAUGGAAACCAAAAAAGAAAGAACAAUUGAAAAUGAAAUAAAUGAAGAUGAACUGAAUAGGUGAAGUUGACUCAGGCUGUGGCCAGUUAAUUUAUUCAAACAAAAGACAAUAUAAUAAACCUUUAAGUCCAUCUAUAUCUCCU
Messenger RNA from Perca fluviatilis (European perch), 2159 nucleotides. RefSeq names its product histone H1-like. Gene Ontology annotation, molecular function: DNA binding; structural constituent of chromatin. Lineage: Eukaryota; Metazoa; Chordata; Actinopteri; Perciformes; Percidae. The record is from RefSeq and is a predicted model, not a curated record. Gene Ontology annotation, biological process: nucleosome assembly. Gene Ontology annotation, cellular component: nucleosome. The coding region runs from base 710 to 1336 and encodes 208 amino acids. The transcript has a single exon.